This is a messenger RNA of Gamsiella multidivaricata, 1954 nucleotides long. RefSeq lists its product as uncharacterized. The transcript has a single exon. The record is from RefSeq and is a predicted model, not a curated record. NCBI's taxonomy places the organism in Eukaryota, Fungi, Mortierellomycota, Mortierellomycetes, Mortierellales, Mortierellaceae. Bases 40 to 1941 code for a protein of 633 amino acids.
CCCUACUUUCCCUCUCGUACUAAAAGUAAACGGCUCCUCAUGUCGCUCGCUCUCAAAAUCAACCCCAUCGAGAUUCCGGAGCUACUACAUAUUAUCGGAUGUCAUCUCUCUAUCGGCGAUCAGAAGACCUGCAUGCUCGUCUCCAAGAUCUGGUUUUACCUCUUCCGCGCUUACUACUGGAACCACCUCUAUUUCAAUCGCAACGGGGUACCUAACCUCGACAAGUAUGGACACCUAGUGCGAUCCCUAACGACAUUUUGGGCCGAUGAUCAUGAUCUGCUCGCUAUUGCGGGCUCUUGUCACUUGGUCCAACGACUCGAACUCGAACUCGGGAAUGCCGCCACCGAAAAAGGACUCGAGAGAUUUACAGGCAAUUUACCUCAUAUCCGAGACUUGAUAUUUCGGGUCCCCUUUACCUUUGAGAUGAAACACCUUGUGGCCAUCACUCGACUGAAACGAAUACAGACACUACAGCUUGGCGGUGGAGAUGGACCUCUGGGUACGGAGUGUGACUUUAUGGCCCUGCUGAAUGCGCUUCAAGAGUGUCCCUUAUUGGCAUCACUUCGACUCAAUGGGAUACGGGAAGCCAAGCAUAGUAGCAUUGCACCAGAAUGGCAUCUUCCUACCAAAAGGCCGAGCGAACCACCCUCAACAUCCACACUCAGCAGAUGGGUGCGGCGACUGUCUAUUAGAAAUAGCAAAGCCAACCCGAACACACCUUCCGUUGUAUUGAAGGUCAAGGAGCCAUGGCGCAAGUUCGUUUGUGACACUACGAUCCAAAUCCCAGCCAAGAUACCCGAGAUAUUGCAGGGCCAUCUCCCUGACGCCACAAUGAUCUAUCCAAACCUGACUCGACUUCACGUUAAAAGAUUUGAUACCAGAUGUUCGACUGCGCCAGUUGGGCUCAUGUUCAGGAAGGCUCCACAUCUAAAAGAACUUCACAUGGACUUCGCUAGCUUGACACGGGCACAUACCUCCGAAUGUCUCGUCGCCAUUACAGAAAGUUGUUUCCAGCUCCAGACCUUAACUAUUUGGGGGCUGGACUCGGAUCUGGAGACGCGCAGCUCGAUCGAGCAGUUCUUCCAGCAACAUCGGCCCGAUCUGCGACAUUUCAAGCUGAAGUGGUGCAUGGGUCUGGAUUAUGCACUCGAGCUGAUGCCGACGGUAACUGUGGCAGCGCUGGAACGGGUUUGCUUCGAGUCUUCGAUCAGAUCACAUCCUGCACUACACCGGUUCAUGACAAGAUGCUCAUCACUACAGUAUCUAACCUGGACAGCAGAAUACACAAGACCCCCCCUAGCACCCAGAGACAGGACUAGUUUGUUUCUAGAACCUUGGGCUUGCUACGAGACCAUGAGGCAUGUGUAUCAGAACAGGUGCAUCGACGAUCCAGAGUCCUUCGAGGCAUUCUUUGGCCGGUUAGCGCUUAUGAAGAGACUGGUUUCCUUUGGCAUCUCACUGGACGAUAUCCGUAGGCUUAUAGCAGAUCAUUCGGCGUCAAGUGCGUCGAUGGAGAGGCAUGGGGCUCGAUAUGAUCUGGAGCAUCAAGACCAACACCAACCCCAGGACCAACCGCAGGACGCGAGUGAAAUGGCGAUCCAAUUAUCGACUCAGCGGCCGGAUUAUGAUGUGAGACAUCGUGCAAGGCGCGACGAGGACGAUAUCGACGAAUUUUUACAGAAUUGGAACUCCUUCCAGUCGGUCCAGGAGCUAACGUUUUCGGCAAACUAUGUCUCCACAGCCAUGAGGAUGAUGCUUUCUAAGCAGUUGGAUGCAAAUGAGAUUCGGAUUAUCAUGAAGGUCUUUCCAAGGCUGCGAAAAAUACGAUACCAAGGCUGCGUCUUCCCUCUAGAUCGAAACGCCCGAGAGCUUCUGGAGAUGCAAGUAGAACGGCGAAUUUCCAUCGUUCAUACCUCUCAGCUUCCAUCAUUGGCGUUGUAGAUUCCAUCAUCAA